UAUCACGAUACUGAUAAUUUUGAGGACAUGAUCGGACAAUUGAACGCUCUGGCGUCAACAGCCGUGCUGCCCGCAAGAAACAUGCCCGCUAUCCGGGCGAUGACGAGUUGGGAUGGCAGCCACGGUUGGCUCGACAGAAGACCGGUCCCAAGGGGAAGAAGUGCAAGAAAAAAAAAAGACAAGCAGGAAAAAGGGCACGGAAUCGAGGAAGGGGAGAAAAGCGAAAAAGGAUCUUGUCAGAGUCGAGCAAAUCCGGAACCCUGCCGGCGACUUUCUCAAGGCAGGUGACAAGGAGCCCUGGAACAUCAUUCCGCAUGGCGCAAAGUCCCGCGCGGCCCUCGACUUGGUAAGAAGUGGCAAGAAAUGGCACCUGACACAGAUCAUCGGUAGGGCGCCGUUUUCCCAGCUCCCCCUUUCAACAGAUGCUGACCAUGCUACCAGUUUUCGUUUAGUGGAUCCCGGUUCUCUCCAUUCUCGGGUGCAUGCUUUUCAGAGCGGGUUCAAGUUCGUCUAACUCUGCGGGGAUAGGACGCAGGAGCACGAAGACAUGUGCAUCAAGGCCUCCCAGAAGAGUUCCGAUAUCAAGAUCAUGGUUCGUCCUCCAAUCCUCCACCGAGUGGCUCUUUGCUGACGCUCGCCCAGCUGAUAUCGGUCACAUGUGGCUCCCAUGGA
This is a messenger RNA of Parathielavia appendiculata, 672 nucleotides long. RefSeq lists its product as uncharacterized. The transcript is spliced from 2 exons. Lineage: Eukaryota; Fungi; Ascomycota; Sordariomycetes; Sordariales; Chaetomiaceae. Bases 113 to 514 code for a protein of 133 amino acids. The record is from RefSeq and is a predicted model, not a curated record.